Molecule: messenger RNA, 4822 nt
Organism: Silurus meridionalis
Lineage: Eukaryota; Metazoa; Chordata; Actinopteri; Siluriformes; Siluridae
Product: interferon-induced very large GTPase 1-like
Molecular function (GO): GTP binding
Source: RefSeq, a predicted model, not a curated record
AAAAAAUACUUUCACUUUUAACUUCAGCGCUGCCAUGAAAUGGCGUCGAACGAGGUGUCUGAAGUAAGAAUUGUGCUGCUGGGGGAAAAUGUACCUCUGACCAACGCAGUGGGAAACUUCAUCCUGAGCAGAUCUGCAUUUGAGACUGAAAUUCCUUCUUCAGUGAAGCAGUACAGUGAGAAAGCCAAUGGUUAUGUGGAGGGAAGAAUCAUCACCAUCAUCAACACACCUCAUCUCUAUAACCCACAACUGUCUCAGGAGGAACUGACUCAGAGGGUAAAAGAGUGCAUUUCUCUUGCUGAUCCUGGACCUCACGUGUUCCUCUUAGUGCUUCAGUCAGAAACAGUCACACGUGAAAAACAUGACAGAGUCAGAAGCAUAUUGGAAACUUUCAGCCCACUGUCCAGAAAACGCUCCAUAGUGAUAACUACAGGUGAAGACCAGGGAUUCCUCAGUGAAUGUGAAGUGAGACACCACAGGAUUCAGAAAAUAUCUCCAUUUGAUAAACAUGAGGUUCUUCAGCUUUUAAAGAAAAUUGAUGCAGUGGUAAAGGAGACUGAAGGAAGCAGGUUGCAUGAGAAUAAACACCCAGAAACACAGAGAAGACAUGAAGAUCAUUUCACAAAAAACACAGCAAAGAUAGAUGGAGAUACAGUGAGAGGAAAAGUGUCUGAUCUGAGAAUUAUUCUGUUGGGAAACAGUCUCUCAGAUACCAGCAGUGUGGGAAACUCCAUCCUAGCCAGAUCUGCAUUUGAAGCUGAACAUCCUCUACAUUCAGUAGGGUUUCAGAAUGAGAGAGUUACAGGGCCUGUGAUGGGAAGAAACAUCACCAUUAUAAAUGCACCUCAUAUUUUUUACCAAACUCUUUCACAAGAUCAGCUCACACAGUGUAUUAAACAGUGUCUCUCGCUUUCAGCUCCUGGGCCUCAUGUCAUAAUGCUGGUUGUACAGUUGCAAAAUUUCUCUGUAGCAGACAAAAGCAGACUGGAUUUAAUUUUCUCAUCUCUAUCUGAGGAAACCUAUAAGUACACCAUUGUGGUCUCUACUAAAAAUCCAGAACAUUGCAGCAAUGCAGACAAGGAAAUCAUACAGAAUCUCAUUGCUGAAUGUCAUAACAGACAUUUCGAGUUCAGUAAAUGCAGUCAGGCCAGCUUCGUGGAGAUGAUAGAGGAGAUGGUCGAGGUGAAUAAAGGGAGCCUUAAGUGUGAGAUGUAUGCAGAUGUUGACUCUGCAGAAGACCAAAAACUGUCUGAGAAAAUUGGAGGUCAACCUGAAUACAGACGCCAUAGCACAGACCUGCCACAAGAGAAGACAGCUACACAGAGGAGUGAGGAAGUGGCAGAAAGGGGAAAGGAAUAUAUGAUGGAGUCUGGAGAAGACAGUUCAAAAUAUGAAAAAAAGAAAAAGCUUGAAAUGGAAAAAACAGAGCAGCUGUUUCUUAGACUUGAUCUUGAGGAAAAGCAGAAAGUGAAAAUGAAAAUUUCAGACAUUCUCCAAAUAACUUCACAUUCAUUAAACUGGAAGGAGUCUUGUACAGAGAAAGAGUUGGUGGAAACCUUUCUACAAAGGCUUUUAAUGAUGGACUAUAGUGCAAGAUAUAUUAGCACUGAAGAAGAUGUUGCCAUAGUUGAUUAUGUUGACCUCAGUACAGGAGGUGAUGAAGGUUUUGGUUUGUUUGAUAAUCUUUUCACCAAAAAGGCAGAAUCAUUUAACGAGGAAGACCAUAAAUCUCCUGUUCACCCCAUGGAUGUUCAGAUGGCGGUGCUCCACUGCUCUGAUCUUCUCCUAAAGCAGAAAAUAGUGACUAAACUGGCUCAGUGUCAGUACGCUCUGCCUCUGCUGGUGCCCAAUCCCUUCACCAGAGAGAUCCAGUUUCCUCUGUGGACCUUUCGCCAAAUCAGAAAGAGCUGGAAGACCUCUAAAUCUGGUGAGGAGAUCACAAAAACCUGGGCAAUAUCUGAGGCAGAAACUCCAAUGGUGGCCUUCUUUAGGUUUGGUUCUGCAUCUUCAUCCAAGUCUCAGAUAAUGAACAGCUUGAUCACUGAGAAACAUGACACCUUCUUCCACAGACACUGUACCAACAGCAGCAAGAACCAGCUCCUGAUGGAUGGAGUGGUGGAGAUCGCUUGGUACUGUCCAUCUGGAAAGGAAACGGAUGUUUUCUCUGACUGUAUUGCAUUCUGUAAUCUCCAUGGUGAUGCACAAACUAAUCAAGAGCAACUGGAGAUUCUGACUGAAAUGUCCUCAGUGAAUGUCGUGCUGUUAGGUGAUCAAAAUAAAAUCACAAAUAAGCACUUACUAGAAGAUCUUUUGAAAGGCCACAAAUCUCUUAUUUGCCUACUAUCUGAUGAUGAAUCAGGUGUUACUAGAUUUAAUGAUGGAAAAUACAAGGUUGGACUUAAAGACAGAACUCAGUCAGAUAUAUAUAAGAACCUCAGAAUGAUCAUCAAAGACUGUUUCUCCAAGUCACCCAGAAGGUUCAAACUUGAAGAUUUUGAAACCGAAAUGACUAUAAAUGAUGAAGAUUUCCCUGCAUGCAAGAAAUCUAAGGAAGCUGCAGUGAUGGUGAUGAGUCAUUUGGAGGAAAUGAUCUCUAAAUUAAAGGAAGAACAUCUGCCCUGUCAGGGGAAGUUAUGGCAUCACUGGUGUAAGAUGAACAAAGACCUGCAUCAACUUUAUGGGAACAACUUGGAAAAGCAAAAAAGCACAAAACAAACACAAAUGAUGGAAAUUCGUGAAGAGCAGCAUAAAUAUGGCCUCUCUGGACUUAUGGAACAAUUCAUUUCUGUCCUAAAUUCUCAAAGUGACAUUAAUGAACGAUUAUUCUUUCUAAAAUGGGUUGGGAUUCUACUGGACAAACGCACAUCAGAUUGUCUUUCUGGUCUUCAUCACAAAUACAAUAAAAAGUGGACAGAAGUUUUAGACCUUAAGAACAAACAUGAUAAAUCAGAUAAAAUGAAAGAGAAGCAAACAGAACUUGAGGAGCUUUCAGUAAAACUGAAUGCAGCAAUGUUUGGUUUGGAGCACCUCCUCAGAGAGAUGGGUCAGAUUUACGAGUCUUUUAUUUCAGUACACAAACAAAAGAAAAGAUAUAAAGAAGAAACGUUGAACUCUCUCCCGAGACUUGCAGCAGAACUUAUGAAAUCUGGCCAUCCAAUGGAGCUGAUGGAUGGAGAUGCUGGUCAUGUUCCUCUGAUGUGGAUUUCAGCAGUUCUAGAUGAACUUGUUAAGAUACUGGGAGAUCAGAGGGUGUUUGUUCUGUCAGUUUUGGGGAUUCAGAGCUCUGGGAAAUCCACCAUGCUGAAUGCCAUGUUUGGACUGCAGUUUGCUGUCAGUGCUGGAAGGUGCACCAGAGGAGCCUUCAUGCAGCUGGUCAGAGUGUCAGAGGAGAUGAAGGAAGAGCUGAAGUUUGAUUACAUUCUUAUUGUAGAUACUGAAGGUCGAGCCCUGGAGCUUGCAGGAACAUCUAGACAUCAUGAUAAUGAACUUGCCACUUUCGUUGUUGGUCUUGGAAACCUGACCUUAAUCAACAUCUUUGGAGAAAACCCUGCUGAGAUGCAGGACAUUCUUCAGAUUGUUGUUCAGGCCUUUCUGAGGAUGAAGAAGGUCAGACUGAACCCCAGCUGUUUAUUUGUCCAUCAGAAUGUUGGAGAUGUUAGUGCUGGAGAGAAAAACAUGGAGGGAAGGAGACGCUUACAGGAGAAACUGGAUGAAAUGGCAAAACUGGCUGCAAAAGAAGAAGAAAGUGAAGCUGAGUGUUUCAGUGACGUUAUUGAAUUCAGUGUAAAAGAGGAUGUGUAUUAUUUUGCACAGCUCUGGGAGGGCAGUCCACCAAUGGCACCACCAAACCCAUCCUACAGCAGAAAUGUUCAGAAUCUAAAGGAAGGCAUUUUCAGAAAUGCGACCAAGUCUCCAGGUCUGAAACUCUCACAGUUUAAAUCACGCAUUACUGACCUGUGGAACGCUUUAAUCAACGAGAACUUUGUGUUUAGCUUCAAAAACACCCUGGAGAUCGCAGUGUACAGGAAACUGGAGACUGAGUUUGGAAAAUGGACCUGGACCCUCAGGAGUGCCAUGUUAGAUACUGAAGAAAAACUUUACAACAGAAUUGAAAAUGAAAAACUGAAGAGAAUUGAAGAGAAAGAUCUUUAUUCUUACAUGAAAAAGACCAAAGAGGAAGUGGACAAAUCAGUGAAGAGUUACUUUGAAGAAGACAAAGACAAAGAGAUUUUAGUUCAGUGGAGAGCGAGAUGUGAAACCAAAAUCACACAACUUUAUGAAGAUCUUAUCAGAGACACAAAACAAAAACUGAAUGAAGUUAUUCAGCAGCAACAGGCACGAGAUGCCUUCGAAAGCAAAAGAAAAGAAUACAGUGAAAAACUGUUCAGUCUGAGCAAAGAUCUCGCUCUGAAACUCAAAUCCACAACUACCAAUGAACAAGAUCUUAAGAAGGAAUUUGAUCAGUUGUGGGACAAAUGGGUCACUGAACUGACACAAGACACACCUUCAGGAAAAGCUACUGAGUUUUGGGAGGAUGCUAAACAGAUUCUGUCUGAAGGUAAUGAAGCUUUUGUGUUCGAUCGGCAAAAUCAGGAGGACUUCAAAAAUAUUGACAAAAUGGGAAAUUAUUCAUCCUACAUUAUUUUGAAGGAGCAAAAGAACUUUUUGCUGAGAGUCAGCAGAUAACACAAAAGAAAAGUAAAGAACAACACAAACAUCAGUCAGGCUUUUGGAGUGGACUUUUCUCAUUUUUUCAAUUUCCCAAUAGCAACCAAAGCAAAAGUCAGUCUGAGAUUGGCCUGCAUUCUGAACACCAUAAUAU